This is a messenger RNA of Aegilops tauschii subsp. strangulata, 1616 nucleotides long. Its product is annotated as putative F-box protein At2g02030. Lineage: Eukaryota; Viridiplantae; Streptophyta; Magnoliopsida; Poales; Poaceae. The record is from RefSeq and is a predicted model, not a curated record. Gene Ontology annotation, molecular function: protein binding.
GUAUCUCGUAUCUUUCCUGGCUAGAUCACAUCUCUCAACCUCCGUUUUUUCCAAGAAAAAAGAUCACGACAUCUCGUUCUGGCGGCGCCGUGCCAUCUGCAGCUCCAUCAAGCCGCCAUGGCCGCACCACCAUGCAAGGCACAACAAACUCUAUGUCAUCGCGUGUGCGCCAUACUUCCCGAUGAGAUCAUGGAGGAAAUCUUUGUGAGGCUGCCACCCAAAACAGUGGGCCGGUGCCGCUGCCUCUCGCGCACCUGGGCCGCGGCGCUCUCCCAUGACGCCUUCGUCGACCGCCAUCGCCGGCUCGCCAGCGGCCGCGGCGGUCUCAAGCUUUUCUUCCUCCACGACGCGAAGGCAGGCAACAUGGAGGUACGAUCAUGGUCACUUGCUGACCGCUCCCUCGCCGCAUCACCCGUAGCCGUCUUCCCGGAUGGCAUGCGCACCAGAUGCAGCUCGCGGUGUCACGGGCUCGUCAUCAUGGAGAACACCGCGAACGGGAUCCACUACGUCUGCAACCCGUCCACUGGCGAGAUGACUGCGCUUCCGCGGCACGGGUUGAAUGAUAAGAGCCUGGGGAUCGGCUACGACGCGCGUAGCAAGAAGCACAAGAUGGUGCUUAUCUCCUACUCCUACCACAGGGACUUGGACGGCACCGAGUUCCGCUUCCGCACUGUUUGUGAGGUCUAUGAGAUCAACUCCAAGGGCGCCUGGCGACCACCGGCGAGCAGCUCCGCACUGGGCAUGGUGAGAUUGGACAGUACGUCUGUCUUCGCGCAAGGCCACCUAUACUGGAGGGGGUUCGGGCGCCAGAACCCGAAGAUAAUCUCCUUCUCGCUCUCAGAUGAGGCUUUCGAGGUCUUGCCGCCGCCACCAUCCUGUCAUGGUAUAGACCAGCUUUACGGGCUGGCGGAGCUCGGGGGACACCUGUGCCUCUUCGGCACAGCUACCGAACCUGUACAACAACAUGACAUAUGGUUGUUGCGCGACCACGAGGCCGGUGUGUGGGAUCUACACUGCCGCAUAGACCUGAAUGCGGCGUGGCCGCUGGAGGUCAUGCAGUUCUCGAUAUGCCGGAGCAGCCCCAGCCCACUCGCCUUCAUCGACGAUGAUCGCCGCAUCCUGUUCAGGGUGUACUGCAAGUUGUCAAAAGAGGAAAGAUUCAAGAGCGCUUACAAACUUUAUGCGUAUAACCCUGCGACCGGCAAUGCCGAGAGCCUUGGCUUUCUCCCCCACAAGAGCACGCCACCCGAGUUGUAUGAGGAAAGUGUCGUCUCCACAGGUAGGCCAUUCGAAGACAUCGUAUCCUCAUCCGCGUCUCAAGAGGCGUAGUACGACCCAUCAGAGUCUUCUAUCACAUGCACGAACCAUGUUUUCUCUGUUAAUUAUAGAGCCUGAAACACAUAAGGUUCGUCAUUAGGAUUAUCCCCUCUGUGUUUUUAUUUACUCUAUAUAUUAGGUUUGUCCUAAGUUAAACUUUAUAAAGUUUGACCAAAGUUACAGGAAACAAUAUGUUUGCUAUCGCAAACAUAUGUGAUAUGAAAAUGCAUUCAAUGAUGAUGAAAUCAUAGAUAGAUGUUAAUAAAUUUUUGUAUAAACUGGAACAAAGUACACAAAAU